CUCCAACAAGCUUGGGACCAAGACAGCAUGGAAGGCGCAAGAGGAGCUUAGGUGAGGCUGGAGGACGACGGCAGGUACAGGUGGCAGUAGAACUCGUUGAGGGGCUUUGUGUGCAAACAAAGAGAUCCCGAAUUGAAGCUGGAAGAAAUGCCGUCAGUGUUACAGAAACAGUUCAUCCCUUUGAUGGGUUCAUGUAGUUUUGAAUCCCAUUGAAAUCAGAAUGAACUCUUCUCGCCUGUCGCCUUCAAGGCUUCAUCAAAGCUCACCAGAUCCUAAGCUUCGGAGGGAGAAUGUGAAUCACCUGCUCAGCAACAUCCAAAGGAAGUUGGUUGAAGACGGUUUGCAUCCUGACUACAAUCCCUCGGACAAGCAGCUCAAAGAUGUGAUCUAUGACGUGGUCACAGAGAAACUGCGAGAGGUGUCGGGGAAUGCUCAUCGUUUCUACACUUUCAACCUUGUGAUCGAUCUGGAGGACUUGUCUGUGCUUGAGAACAACGCGUCCUUCCAAGAGCUGAUACAGAAGGGGCUGAUCAAAAAGACUUCCUUCGGUCAAGAUAGCUCCCUCGCUCCCCUGUCCUCUUCUGGAACCGAGCGGGGAUGGCAGGGGUCGGAUGCGUCUCUGCAGAGCUUUCUGCCGGAUACAAGACUGUUUGACGUAGAGAGAUUGAAUGUUGUUUUGGAUCUGAGCAGACAUCGGAUGGACCUUCAGGAAAUGAAGCAAAGCUUCUGGU
This is a messenger RNA of Guillardia theta CCMP2712, 731 nucleotides long. RefSeq lists its product as hypothetical. The transcript is spliced from 5 exons. NCBI's taxonomy places the organism in Eukaryota, Cryptophyceae, Pyrenomonadales, Geminigeraceae. The annotation marks the transcript as partial. The record is from RefSeq and is a predicted model, not a curated record.